Zea mays is the source of this 2438-nucleotide messenger RNA. RefSeq names its product CAX-interacting protein 4. Lineage: Eukaryota; Viridiplantae; Streptophyta; Magnoliopsida; Poales; Poaceae. Bases 928 to 2121 code for a protein of 397 amino acids. The transcript is spliced from 2 exons. The record is from RefSeq and is a predicted model, not a curated record. Gene Ontology annotation, molecular function: nucleic acid binding; zinc ion binding.
AACAAAUACUGUUUUCAGGAGUCUAAAAACUGCAUGAUUAAUUAGUUCAUGCAGUAGCUUUGUAACAAAUUGCACAAGUUCCACCGAGAUUGAAUCUUAUAUAACAACAACAAUGCAAGAACAGGAGCUCACCAACAACGUAUGUGUACACAAUACCUGUUCUGUUGUACCUGUUGCAGCUUGCGCCUCCAUGUUACCAUCAUCGUCUGCCACACUCUCACAAGAAAAUUGUGUCGGGAACAUGUCUGGUAGUAGAGCAACAACAUUUACAUUGAUGUUGUUUGUCGAGGCCUGCGGGUAGACGGUAGAGACACCACUCUGUGGUAGCCGCAUCGGACGAGGAGCACCAUGGACUGGAGGGCGGGCUUUCGGAGAUGCGGAUGGCGGGCACUGCAUAUUAUUGUGGAAGGUGAGCGAUAGUGCGCGAUAGAAGCGAGAGCGAGAUGGGGAAUGCUGUGAGCCAGGCGGCUUGCGCGGUUCAGGCGAGGAAGUCCGGCGGGGACGCACCUACAUGCUACUGGCGGCACUCACGGAGACGAGCUCCGGGAUGACGAGUAGCUAGCGGUGGAGCUUCGCAGGGAGGCCAGCCGCGCGUGGCAGCGAGGCCGCUAGAGAGGGGAGAUCGGGGCUACGCGCGCUAGGUUGGCGGAGCGCGUGGAGAGGGGAGUUGGGGGCGGCGAGCGCCAGAAGAGGGAGGGCGGCACAGAUGUUUCGUCGCGGCGGGAAAGAAAAAAAAAACAGCGAUUGCGGCCUCGGGAGCUCUGCGUAGUUAUGCGCCAGAUAACACUCGUUUUCAUCCGCCUAUCCACCGGUAUCCACGCGUUCCCCAAUCGAGCAAAAAUCAAUCCCAGAUCCCAAUCCCUACACCCACCUCCCAACAAACCCUAACUUUACCCCUCCACCGAGCGCAACCGGCUGCGACCAAAGAUGCCGGCGACGGCGGGGCGCGUCCGCAUGCCCGCGAACAACCGCGUGCACAGCAGCGCGGCAUUGCAGACGCACGGCAUCUGGCAGAGCGCCAUCGGAUACGACCCCUACGCGCCCGAGAACAACAAGCAACAGCCGGGCCGCCCCUCCUCCUCCGUCUCCGCCGCCGCUGCCGCCGCGGCCGCCAACGACGCCAACGCAGCCGCCAGCGCCGCAGCAGCUUCCGGAUCCGGCUCGAGCGAUGGCAACGCCUACACCAGCUUCCAGGGCCUCCUCGCGCUCGCCCGCAUCACCGGCUCCAACUCCGAUGAGACACGCGGCGCCUGCAAGAAGUGCGGCCGCGUUGGCCACCUCACCUUCCAGUGCCGCAACUUCCUCUCCGUCAAGGACCUGGACCUGGACGACGCCCAGGCCGCUGCACAGGCAGCCGCGCAGGCCAAGUUCGACGAAAUAAAAAAGAAGGCUGCUGCUGGUGGGGACGCAGAUGAGGCUUCUGAUGACCUCGAAGAGGAGGAAGAGGACAGCGAUUCCUCUGAUUCAGACGUCGACCCUGAGCUGGAGAAGAUAAUUGCUCAGCGCGAGCGUGCCAGGAAUGGAGGACGGAGGCACAGGCAGGAAGAGAAGUCGUUGAGCCACCGCUAUAGGAGCAGCAGCAGCAAGAGAAAAUCAAAGCACACAAGGAGUUGGAGAAGUGAUGAUACUGAGGAUGAAGAGGAGGAAGGCAGAAGAGGCAGGGACAGGAAGAAGAGGUCCAGCAGAUCGAAAAAGCAUGAAAGAUCAGAUGAGGCUAGCAGUGAUGACUCUGACUCAGAUAGGCAGAGACACAGGAAGAGCAGGAAGAACAGAUCAGAUGAGGCUAGCAGCGAUGACUCUGACUCAGAUAGGCAUAGGCGCAGGAAGGGCAGGAAGGACAGGAAGAGAAGGAGGAGCCACCGCAGGAGAGACGACUCAUCGGAUGAGGUGUCUGGAGGUGAAGAAAGGAGACGCCAAUGUCACCGCAAGCGGAGCCAUCACCAAAGGGAUGCAUCUGACUGUGACAAAGGUGGCAGUGAUUAUGCAGAUGAAAAGAAGCAAUCGAGCAGGCGGAGGAGGCACCGCCAGUCAGAAAGCAGUGGGUUGGAUGAGGAUGAGCGGCGUGAUCCCCGAGGAGCAAAGCGAUCUGAGGAGAAGAACAGGGACCGCAAGAGGAGCUAAAGAGGAGCAUUGAAUUGUGCUAGAUGCUUAAUCGGAGGGAACGAUGGGGUCACACGGGUCACACCGAGGCCUUCUGAGCAUUGCCAUCAAUAGGCGCCAGGCGGGAGUGUUUUAUCACUUUAUGAACAGUCAGUCUGCCGAUAUCUAUCUGAUCGCAUGUAAGGCCACUGAGAACUAGAUCUCUUAAUAUCCAGUAUCUUAUGAUCUUGAUAAGAUGAAGCAUUAAGUUGGAGGGCUAAUGCGAUUUAUUAAUUGAUUUUGAGUGUGGUCUCUAAAGUUAUCGAGGACUUUUAAAAAUGCAUUUCUGAGUUUCUAUA